This is a messenger RNA of Mycena citricolor, 1399 nucleotides long. The record is from the annotation of a GenBank genome assembly. NCBI's taxonomy places the organism in Eukaryota, Fungi, Basidiomycota, Agaricomycetes, Agaricales, Mycenaceae.
CGGCUUCUAGAACUCUCACCCCACCUCCCAUCUUCGCCUCCCAUCCACAGCAAUGUCCACUGAACAAGGGAUGCUUUCUGUGGGUAUGGAAGUGAAGCCAAAUAUCGCGGAAUCACAUUUCAAUCAUUGGUACGAUAACGAAUUCAUCCCAGUGCUACUUCGGGUUCCGGGUCUGAACUCUAUCACGCGCUACAAAGCCGCGGACUCUGAGACCCCCACAUGGGUUACGAUGUAUAAUUUUGGGCCGUCGUCUGAGCCCAUCACGACCGAGUUCUUCGCUCCACUGCUUGCGGUGGCCUCUGCCAACAAGACUGCGGUCUCGGCGAACACAGUCGAUAUCAGCCGGUUCAUGUACAAGCACGUAUCGACUUGGACGGCUCCUGGACUGGCCUCCGAGGACGUACCCAGCAAAUUUAUUCUCAUUGCUGCAUUGGACGUACUGCCAGAAAACGAAGAGGAUUUCAAUCGGUGGUAUGCAGAGGAACAUACCGAGAUGUUGUCAAGAGUACCGGGCUGGAAAGAGUGCCGGCGUUACAAGACUCUCGAGCACAAGCAGAUAGAGACCCCAAUGACCGUUUCGAAGCCCACGUGCAACUACAUUGCGAUCCACGAAUUCGACAAUGGAGCGUUCCUUGAGACCGUCGAGUUCCAGCAGGCGGUCACCACGGAAUGGAGCGAGCGCGUCUUGGAGAAGUGUGGCACGAAGGAGAAGAGGGUGCUGGCCUUGCAUAAGCAUUAUCGGGUGUAGUUAGCAAGCCUACUAUAGUGCAGCGAAGUGAAUGUAAAUGAACUAUGUACGUGGAUCCAAUCUAGUGCGAUUUUAUCUCAUCAAAUUGAUGAGAUCUUCGAAAGCUUGAUCACAGCAUGUGUCACAUUCUGCCCAUCUUGUCAUGUACCUCGACCCGACUUUAGGUGACGACCAACGUGAAUCAAGGAGGCGAGGGAAUUGGCCGUUCAAGAUGAAGAUGGCAGCACCCGGAAUCUAGGCUUAUCUAAAGCGAUACGGAAGGUCUGGAUUUUGGAAACAGGCGUCAAAUGGGGUCUGGGCAAGGACAGGCGGUUGACGGUUUUCGUCGGCUGAAUAUACGAAUCGCACAAGGCACUUGGCUCUCAAGUUGAUGACUAUGCCCUGGCCCAGACCAUAUAACCCAACUUCUCGUCCUCUAUGCGCCCUACCCAGUCUACGAGGAUACUAAUCACCAGUUAUCCCCGAGUCGUCUUGCGAUAGUUAGCUGGAAUGGUCCUAUUCCGUGGACUGCUCUCAUCGAUGAUCCCAGAAUACUAUCAUAGACCAUCGAUUCCGGUGCUGCCCAAGACUCCACGUCUGGUGAUUCCGGCAUCUCUUUCAUCGCCUCUGUGUGGUAAACAAGCAUCCAGCCUCAUCGUGCAGUCCCAUUAC